GGCUUCCGGCUGCGGCGCGGGCCGCGCGGGGUGAUGGCGACCAAGAGGCUGGCGCGGCAGCUUGGAUUAAUUAGGAGAAAGUCAAUUGCACCUGCAAAUGGAAGCCUUGAGAGAAGUAAAUCCAAGCAGUUGUUUGACUACUUAAUUGUCAUUGAUUUUGAGUCCACGUGCUGGAAUGAUGGGCAACGCCACCGUAGCCAGGAAAUAAUUGAGUUUCCUGCAGUAUUGCUGAACACAUCAACUGGAGAAAUUGAAUCUGAGUUCCAUGCUUAUGUUCAGCCUCAGGAACAUCCCAUUCUUUCUGAAUUUUGUGUGGAACUGACAGGAAUCAAACAGGCUCAAGUUAAUGAAGGGGUCCCUCUGAAGAUUUGCUUAUCUCAGUUCUGUAAAUGGAUUCACAAGAUUCAGCAACAGAAGAAAAUUACUUUUGCUACUGGUGUUUCAGAUCUUUCCACUUCAGAAGCAAAAUUAUGUGCAUUUGUUACUUGGUCAGAUUGGGACUUGGGGGUUUGCCUGGAGUAUGAGUGUAAAAGAAAGCAGCUGUUAAAGCCUGUGUUCUUAAAUUCUUGGAUUGAUCUCAGAGUAACUUAUAAGAUUUUCUAUAAAAGAAAACCGAAAGGACUGAGUGGUGCCCUGAAGGAAGUAGGAAUAGAAUUCUCUGGACGAGAACAUUCUGGGUUGGAUGAUUCUCGGAAUACUGCCUUUCUUGCUUGGAAAAUGAUUAGGGAUGGUUGUAUAAUGAAAAUUACAAGGUAUUUGAACAAGGUUUCCACUAAAAAGAAUUCCAACAUUUUGGCCAGAAAUUUGAAUACAAAUCAAGUUGAAGAAACAUCAGCCUGCAAAACUAAUAUUUCGGACCCCAGCACAUAUGCUAGGGAGUCUAAAGACACAGUAAGUUCUCAUGAAAAAGUUCAAAUGAAGUCAGUUGGUGUGAAUUCUCCUACAAAGGUACAGCAAGAUCAGUUACAACUAAAAAGCAAUAUAAGAACUAAUCUUCACAAUGUCAAAAACAGUUUAUCUCUCUUAAAUACGAAGUCCUCUACUUUUCUUGGACAGUUUCAAUCUCCCAGCUUGAAGUCACCUAUUUAUAUGCAGAAGCAAAUGAAAAAUGAACAUCUGACUUUUAAUAACAAAUCUAAGUCUUCAACAACUGGUUCAGAAUUGGUACUUGUUUCAACUACCAUUUCAUCUGUUAAUCAUGUUUCUGAUAUGAAAGUUAGUUCUACCCUUGACUGUUUACCUCUAUUGGCUGACUGGGAAGAUGUAGCUUUACUGCCAGCAUCUCAGCCUGAGCAAAAUGUAGAUUAUAUACCUCCCAUUAAUGACUCAAACUCAGAUACUUCAUUUAAUUCUGAAGAAAGAAUAAUGGUUUUAAAAGAAUCUAAAAUGUCAAAUCAUGGAAACUUUGGAGGCACAGAAAAAACUCAAAAAUCUGAGACCUCUAAGUCUAUUGUAUUUAAGAGUCCUCAUACUACUAUUUAUAAUGUAAAAGCAGCCAAAGAUCAAGGUUCUAAUGAUUCUGACUUUAAAUUACCUGAGUGUAAAUCAAGUACUUUUAACAGUGUUCAAGCCACCAUGUUUCAUUCCUCAGUUUUGGGGAAACAGCCUCCUCUUUUAGGUGGCACUAAAAGGAAUUCAUCCAGUUCCCCAGUUUUCCCACCAGCAAAAAAACAGACCUUCACUAUUCAUGAAGAAAAGCCUACAUCAUUUGAUGGCUCCCCAAUGAGCAGUUCUUCCCGGAAGGUUCUCCCAUCUGUCUUAACAUCUACAGUUAACCUACAAGAGCCUUGGAAGAGUGGGAAGGUGACACCACCUUUAUGCAGGUGUGGCCGAAGAUCUAAGAGGCUUGUUGUUUCUAACAAUGGACCAAAUCACGGAAAAGUUUUCUAUUGUUGCCCUAUUGGGAAAUACCAAGAAAACAAAAAGUGUUGUGGUUAUUUCAAAUGGGAACAUACACUUAAAAAGGAACGAGCCAGUAACAUUAUUUUGUCUCAUUCUUCGGGGGGACUCACUUUUAGUUCUCCAGAAACAAGCUAUGUGUGUGACAGAAAUGUAAGUUUUCCUACAAAAAAUUCACUGAGACUUAGACCUUCAAUGAGGAAUUAAACUUUUUUAUAUCUAAACUAUCAAUAUGUUGUUACUUUAAUGUACUUGCAGUGUAGUAAAGAUGGUUAUAAAGGCUACAAGGUCUGAGGAUUUGAGUAUUUGAGCCCUGAAGACUAUAGUGGGGCUAGUGGGGCUAUUUGAAACGUAUCUGCACACACACACACACACACACACACACACACACACGUCACAGACUUCUUAUUUCACUUCCCAGUUAUCUAACAUUUGCCUUCUGUUCAUAUAUGCAUCCUGAACACUGAGUAUUCUGACAAUUUUAUACUAUUUUUAUUUCAUAUGUGAAUAUUUGCUGAGCUUAUGAAACCUUUUUUAAGAAUCACAAAAGAAUAUCUUGUAAACUAUUAGGUUAAAUAUAAUCAGCAAUAGUAUCUGUUACCCUUUUAUAGUAGCCUUGAAAUAAAUUUGAAACUUAAGUUAUUUGAAUAACAAUAUGACUAAUAAAAAUCCAUAAUCUAUUUUAGGUAGAUAUUUGUACAUUGAGAAUUAUGGUUAUCUCCUAGCUAAUGAUAUUUUUUAUUUUUAUAAAAUCUUUUGUAAGUUUUUUAAGUUUUUAUUUCAAGGCUUGGAGAUUGGUUCACAUUUGUAUAUCAACUACAACUGAGGUUUGAGAACCAAUAGGUCAGAGGUUUGGUUCAGAAACUGAUUCUGUACUAUAAGUUUGAAAAUUCCUCAACAAUUGAUGGUAUUAUAUGACCAAAUCUUAGGAAUGUUGACACUAAUGCAAAGGACUUUUCUGAAUAUUUUAUUUCAAAAUUCAGCCUGUGAUGUCAUAAUCAAAAGAUAUUAUAAAUGAACAGAUUAUAAGCAUAGUACCACAUUUUUUUUAAUCACCGAUAUAUGAUCUUGUGGUUUCUUCAGUCUUUAUUUUAUGGAUACCAUGGUAAUUAAUGGGAUGGAUUUAAAUUGUUUUCCAUUCUUUGUUCCUCAGUUCAUUCCUUUUUAUCUUCCCACUGACAGUCUUUGGCAGUUCUUGAACAAAUUCUACCUGUUGGUGUCAAGGGAAAGAAAAUCAGCCCAGAAGUUUUCAUAUUUUGACAAAGUCAAUACUAGUUCUGUUCUGAACUUUAGGUAACAGAAUUAGGGUACACAUUGGGGUGGGUUUUUACUAACAAUCAAAAAGGGAGACGUAUACUUGAUACUCAGUAUUUACUAAAGUCUAGUGAACCAAAUGAUUCAACAGGUUUCAUUUUAAUCUCAAAAUAACUGAUUCUUUCCCACGUCUUCAAUUCACAUUGGAAUAUUUGAGGUAAUGUGUUUGAGGAGAAUUAGAAUGGAAGAAAAUGACUGCAGUUUUCCAGAACACUAAGCAAAUAUUCAUCACAGGGUACCUACCUUUCUGGGAUAUUUAUAAGGUGCUGUCGUUUUUUUAACAUGCUCUUGAAUCUCCUUUUUUAGUUGCUGUUGAUCAUGUGACUUGUAAUCAGGGUUCAGAACAAUAAAAGCCUUUACUACCUAAAAUAAAUAUUUGACACAUCACAAGGUGAAUUGUGUAUUUUGAUGUUUUAGCGUGUCUUGUUUACUUUAUCUGGCUAGGGAUCUUAGCGCCCAUUGGGGUGGGGCAAAGGAUUUAACAGGAUUUGAUCCCAGCUCUGCUCUUAAGCCAGCCAGUUAAUUCCCACAACUCCUGUAUCUAAUACAAGACAGCUUCUGGAACCCCUGCUUUGUUAAUGAUCUGCAUUUGAACCGUCUCAUCUAACUACAGCUUAACUAUUGUUUCUGAUGAUCUCUGCUCUUCUUGUCUUUCAUAUUCUUCUAAGAACUUUCCUUUUAGAAAACUGGGAAUGCACUAAGCUCAGUCUUUGUGUAACAACCCAACCUGCUGUAACCUAACUUAUAGGUUCUACCCUCAGUGUUGUCCUUAUCCACAGUGUUCACACCAAUUUGUCAUAUCCUUGCAAAAGGAAACAGUUCAUUAAAAC
Molecule: messenger RNA, 4043 nt
Organism: Talpa occidentalis (Iberian mole)
Lineage: Eukaryota; Metazoa; Chordata; Mammalia; Eulipotyphla; Talpidae
Gene: ERI2
Product: ERI1 exoribonuclease family member 2
Exons: 9
Coding region: 34-2106 (690 amino acids)
Biological process (GO): exonucleolytic trimming to generate mature 3'-end of 5.8S rRNA from tricistronic rRNA transcript (SSU-rRNA, 5.8S rRNA, LSU-rRNA)
Molecular function (GO): 3'-5'-RNA exonuclease activity; nucleic acid binding; zinc ion binding
Source: RefSeq, a predicted model, not a curated record